AUGACGUUCUACUAUCCAACAAAUCCGUCAAUAUCCCUAACUUCUAAAACACUUAUUGUUCCCGUAGUCUCAGUCGGGAACGUCUCCCAGCUCGCCGCAGACCUACUCAUCUCCACAUUUGAGCUUGAACAAAUUGGCGUAUUCGAUCCGCAGGACCUCGUUCCUGUUAUUGGUGCGCGAGAAGAUGGAGCGGGUGUAUCGACGCCUUUGGAACUGUAUGGGAAGGAUGGGAAGGAUAUCUUAGUGAUACAGCAGAGAUCCCCUGUACUUAAGUCCCGCAAAGCUGCAUUCUCCACCUCGCUUCUCGCAUUCAUCCAAGAGAACAACAUCGGUGCGGUGCUUUACCUCACAGGCGUAGACUUAACAAACAGAAGUGACGCUCAAAUGCUAUCACCAACAUACAUGUUCAGCGCAGCCAACUCUCCAGCUCUAGACACCUCACCCAUCUCCCUCAUCAAGCAACUCCCAACAUACAAAUUCGAGUCCUCCGAACGUUCCCCAACUCCGUCUCCAUCAAUACCGUUCAUCCCGGGUGGAGGACUCACACGCCGUCUCCUCGCCCUCUCAUCUUCACCUUCAUCCAUCUCAAAAUCCAACAAAAAGCCCAUCCCAAGCGCAGCGAUACUCCAAUUCGUACUCGAAGGCGACAACCGCGCAGACGCAGAGUUCUUCGCAGGCGUCGUCGCGAGGAUACUGAAACUGCAAGUCGAGCAGUGGAGACAACCCCCAAGUUGGAGCGUGGGGUUGUUCGGAACGCCGCAUGAUCAGACGCUUUAUGGGUGA
Messenger RNA from Fomitiporia mediterranea MF3/22, 783 nucleotides. RefSeq lists its product as uncharacterized. The transcript has 5 exons. Gene Ontology annotation, cellular component: cytosol; nucleus. The record is from RefSeq and is a predicted model, not a curated record. Gene Ontology annotation, biological process: proteasome assembly. NCBI's taxonomy places the organism in Eukaryota, Fungi, Basidiomycota, Agaricomycetes, Hymenochaetales, Hymenochaetaceae. The coding region runs from base 1 to 783 and encodes 260 amino acids.